AUGUUGCUUGAAGAGCAGAGGUUUAUCCAUGAGGAUCUUGAGCGCCUGGAACAGGCUGUCGCCGACCGCGUGGCGGAAGAUCCCCGAAAUAUCCGAGUCCGUUUGUCACGCGACCAUGAAGUUGCUCAGUUUUUAGAGAGAAUCGAGACUCAAUCCAAGCGACUUUUAGAGACCUACCAAGAUGCCGAUGGGCUGCGAGAGAAAGAAAUCCAGUCUAUCUCAACUGGCGAUCAAUUCGAGGAGUUCUACAAGCAGCUGGGGGAGAUCAAGGAGCAUCACAAGCGCUAUCCGAAUGAACCCAUUGAGAACCUUGAACAAGCAUACAACCGCCGUCAACCUGGGGAGGGAGAGGCCCCCCGCACCGGAAUCGAUAACAUGUUCAAUGGCGAAGAAGGGUUUGGACAAUACCUCGACCUUACUCCUUUCCAUAAAGAUUAUCUGAACCUUCCAAACGUAAAGCGCUUGAAUUACGUCCAAUAUCUCGAAAUCUUCGACUCAUUCACACCACCAGCUAUGCCAAUCAAGCGAAACGAUAAAACCUCCUCUGAUCGUUAUUUCAGUUACGUGGGUGAACUUGCUGCUUAUUUAGAAAGCUUCAUCAAGAGGGUUCAGCCAUUGCAACCUUUGGACGAGCUUUUUGCUAGCUUUGACAAGGAAUUUGAAAAGCAGUGGUCUGCCAAGGAGGUCCCAGGUUGGACAGAAGAAAAGACCGAGAACGGCACCUCUGGCCCAGCAACUGAAGGUACGGGCGAGGGCAUGUGGUGCCCAGAUUGCGAGAAGGAAUUCAAGAAUGAAAACGUCUACCGGAACCACUUGCCCGGUAAGAAACACAUUCGGCUGGCAGAAGCUCGGAAGGCAGCAGGUUCCACCGACGCGAAGCCAUCCGCAUCUCAAUUGAGGUCAUCUGCCCACAGCUUGAAGGAGCGCGAGGUCGCCCGACGUGAACAUCAAAUUCGAUCCUUGACAAAUGUCUUGCACGAAGAGCGACAAGCGACACGAAUCAAUGUCGAGCGCCGACAGGGUAUGACAGAACGUGAACGUCAAGCGGAAUUGGAAGCCAUCCAGGCUGGGCUCUACAACACGGGUCCCGAGGCUAAUGGCGGCGAGGAGUCUGACAACGAUGACGAGGAGCAAGUUUACAACCCAUUGAAAUUGCCGCUGGCAUGGGAUGGAAAGCCUAUUCCGUUCUGGCUCUACAAGCUUCAUGGACUGGGCGUCGAAUAUCCCUGCGAAAUUUGCGGAAACUUCACCUACAUGGGUCGCCGCGCAUUUGACAAACAUUUCUCUGAAUCUCUCCACAUCUACGGAUUGAAGUGUCUUGGCAUCACGUCGAACACUAAUUUGUUCCGUGAGAUCACUAGUAUCAAUGAGGCCAUUGCGCUCUGGGAGCAACUUGACAAGGAUCGGAAGAAGGAGCGAGAUUCGCGCGAAAAUGUCGUUCAGAUGGAGGAUGCGGAGGGUAACGUGAUGCCCGAAAGGAUCUAUUUGGAUCUGCAAAAGCAAGGCAUUCUCUGA
Penicillium paradoxum is the source of this 1515-nucleotide messenger RNA. RefSeq names its product SF3a splicing factor complex subunit PRP9. The coding region runs from base 1 to 1515 and encodes 504 amino acids. The transcript has 2 exons. The record is from RefSeq and is a predicted model, not a curated record. Gene Ontology annotation, molecular function: RNA binding. Lineage: Eukaryota; Fungi; Ascomycota; Eurotiomycetes; Eurotiales; Aspergillaceae. Gene Ontology annotation, biological process: mRNA splicing, via spliceosome. Gene Ontology annotation, cellular component: spliceosomal complex.